GGGAGGUCUGACAUCGAGUUUCCGAUCGAAACCGAAUCUCUUACCGCACUUUUCGCGAAAAUCUCACGCCCGCAACGACGGUACAGCGGGUUGCUGGGUGGUAGCUCCAAUUAUGUUGACCUAUGGGCAAACAAGGAUUUCGCGUUGUGAGCCCUGGGAACCUACAGAAACUCCGGAUGCACCAACUGCGGGAUGUUAUUGAGGCGUGGUGCGGCUAGAUUGCUACAGCACAUCGAUCCUUAUCGCCUGACCCGGUAUCUGACCAGACGGACUCAUCAAUCUGGGAGACGUUGCGCUUCCACCGAGAUGUGAGGAAAUGUCGCGCAUCUGCAGGCUUAGUAUCACAUUGGCGCGUACAUUACGUCGCCUCCUCAAGCACUUCAGGCGGUUAGAGAUAGCUGCUGUGCCGCAACGCCGCGCUAUGAUGGCUGACUAUACAAGAUGGCUGCUGCAUUUAUGCGCCCUCCCAAGCAGGAUACAAGGCUGCAAAGGCAGCUUCAAUGACAUCUAUGCAUCGGACUGUGACCACAAUGCUGCUGAGUAGUUCUCGAGCUCUCUGCUUACGCCUCCUGACCACCUCCUCUACAACAGCUUAGUAGCAAGGCAGCGCCUUUCUGGCAUUUAUGCUGCUGUAGGAACCGGUCUUUCGAAGUAGCAGUCCAUCGCGGCUGUUGGCACGACAUGUUCUUUCGUGGUGAAAGCGCCCU
Baudoinia panamericana UAMH 10762 is the source of this 707-nucleotide messenger RNA. RefSeq lists its product as uncharacterized. Bases 317 to 544 code for a protein of 75 amino acids. The record is from RefSeq and is a predicted model, not a curated record. The transcript has a single exon. NCBI's taxonomy places the organism in Eukaryota, Fungi, Ascomycota, Dothideomycetes, Mycosphaerellales, Teratosphaeriaceae.